AUUGUUUUGACGGCUGCAAAACAUUCUAAAAGAUUAAACAACAAAUGAAAUAUUCCGAUUUUAUGGUGAAAUUCGUUUAUUAUUAUUUUUGUGUAUUAAUCGAUUUUGUUGACAUUUUAAAGACUGAACAUUUCUAUGCAUCAAAGAACUAGUAGCCACUAUUUAAAAUUAAAAGAAGAAUGCUAAGGCAGAGUUUUCAAAUUUGGAAAAAUGGCAAUCACCGAGUUUUACGGGGGCUUUCAUCAUUUUCGAUUGACCAAGAGCAAGUUAAUCGGUUUGGAUCAACCGUUCAAUCGAAUGAGUACAAUAACUGUCGAAACCUACUGGCUGCCCCUUAUCUGGAUAGGAAAUGUGGUCAAAUACGGUGCACCAGCAGCGAUGAUUCAAACUUAUUGAAAAACGAUCUAUCCAAAUACAAGGAUUUGGAAUCAAAAUGGCGGGCUGAUCCAGUGAUCACAAUAAUUGAUACGCCACAAUUUAAAUCGAUUCUUAAAAAGAACGUUCUGGAUUUGGUGGCAUUGUUUCAGAAGUACAACUAUGAAAUUCGAAUUGCCGGCGGUGCGGUGAGAGAUCUACUUAUGAAUAUCACACCAACCGAUAUUGAUUUCGCCACAAACGCAACGCCCAAACAAAUGGUCGAAAUGUUUGUGACGGAAAAUGUUCGAGUUAUUAAAUCGAAUGGUGGAAUUUUCGGAACCAUUACUGUUCGCAUCAAUGACGAGGAAAAUUUUGAAGUCACUACAUUACGGAUUGGUGUUCAUACGGAUGGAAAACAAGUCGACGUUGAAUUCACAACUGAUUGGCUGUUGGAUGCUAGUCGACGUGAUCUAACCAUUAAUUCAAUGUUUCUUGGAUUCGAUGGAAAAGUCUAUGACUACUUCUUUGGCUUUGAUGAUUUGAAAAAUCAACGAAUUGUUUUUGUCGGGGAGCCGACCAAUCGCAUUAAAGCUGAUUAUUUACGUAUUUUGAGAUAUUUCCGAUUCUACGGUAGAGUAUGUGAAAAUCCGAACAAUUUUGAUGCAAAAGCAAUCAAAGCUAUUCGUGAAAAUAUUGAUGGGUUGCAGAUAAUCAGCGGAGAACGCAUUCGAGUCGAAUUGAAAAAAAUAUUACACGGAAACCAUCGUAUCGAAUUAUUGAUUAAGCUAAUUGAAUGUGGAGCCAGUAGAUAUAUGGGUUUUCCAGCUGCCGUUGAUUGUGAUGAUUUACUCCGUUUAAAGCAAACUCUUGAAACAACAUUCGAAGAUGUUGACAUCAAUUGGAUUAUAAUCCUAUCGACUUUAAUCAGUUCGAAAGACGACGCCAUUCAUUUAAAUUCUCGGCUAAAAUUCAAAGCAGGCGAACGAGAUCUAGCCAUUUUUCUUGGAGAAAAUAAAACUGCAACGCGUCACAUUGACGAUAUACUUCACUAUCAAAAGAUGUGUGUGCCACAACAAGGUCAUUCGUUCAAAGUGAGAAAAGAUUUUGUUCUUGCGCUUCUGGUGUACAAUGGCAAGCGUCCAAUCUAUGAUCAAUUAUUAGAUUGGAAGAUUCCCAAGUAUCCGGUGAAUCGAACCAUUCUUGAAAAGCAUGGAUGUAGAGGUCACAGCGCGGAGUUAAUUUUGGAAAGGUUACGUCUCAUUUGGGCUGAUAGUAAUUUUCAAAUAUCUGAGAACGAAUUGUUGCAGCAACAUUUAGCCGAUGUAAAAGAAAAAGUUUUUGCAGAACUGAAAGAGCGGAAACUUCAGAAAAAAGCGUCAAGAUUAAGAGAAAAUAUUACGCCAUAAAAUAAUGUAUUUAAAUUCAAUUGUAUAAAUCAAAAAAAUUUUUUUUUACAUAAAACUUAUGUGUAAAUCUCAA
This is a messenger RNA of Contarinia nasturtii (swede midge), 1836 nucleotides long. RefSeq names its product CCA tRNA nucleotidyltransferase 1, mitochondrial-like. Lineage: Eukaryota; Metazoa; Arthropoda; Insecta; Diptera; Cecidomyiidae. Bases 180 to 1763 code for a protein of 527 amino acids. The transcript is spliced from 5 exons. Gene Ontology annotation, biological process: RNA processing. Gene Ontology annotation, molecular function: RNA binding; nucleotidyltransferase activity. The record is from RefSeq and is a predicted model, not a curated record.